Molecule: messenger RNA, 483 nt
Organism: Mesorhabditis belari
Lineage: Eukaryota; Metazoa; Nematoda; Chromadorea; Rhabditida; Rhabditidae
Source: the annotation of a GenBank genome assembly
AUGUCUUGCCAAAUUGUUUUCAGUCUUCUGUGCAUUGCUAUUGGAGCAUACGCAUCAUGGCCCUGGCCUGGUGAAAAGUGGCCAAACGGGCUCUGGUCUUCCCAUGAUUGGCCGCAACUUCGACAGCUGAAAUUUUGGAAUCCGAACAAAGAAGUCAAGAACCAACUCAAUGAACUGAGCCCAAUCGCUAGCAACUGCUCGGGUCCUGAGCUUGAUGAAGAGGCAGAGGAGAGGUGUCGAUUCGUGAUUACUGAUCCAAGUUCUGAAAGUUGCAAUGACCGCGUCAUGUUCGGCGCCUGCAGCAUUGAGGCAAUCGGUGAUCAAUGCGGCGAAGAGAAAGCAAAAAGCGGCCUCGCCAAAAUCUCUCUGAUUACGUUGGGUCCCCAAAUUGACACGAUCUCGCAACCUUGCCGCAAAGAAACCAUCGAAAUGCUCAAAUACCUAAUUGAGCAUUAUGAGAGAAUUGAAAUUUCUAACGUUGAA